Ceratotherium simum simum (southern white rhinoceros) is the source of this 1890-nucleotide messenger RNA. RefSeq names its product mitochondrial calcium uptake 2 (gene MICU2). Lineage: Eukaryota; Metazoa; Chordata; Mammalia; Perissodactyla; Rhinocerotidae. Gene Ontology annotation, biological process: calcium import into the mitochondrion; mitochondrial calcium ion homeostasis. Gene Ontology annotation, molecular function: calcium ion binding. Gene Ontology annotation, cellular component: uniplex complex. The record is from RefSeq and is a predicted model, not a curated record.
GAGCGCAGCGCUGCCAUGGGGCGCUUCCGCAAAGAUGGCGGCUGUUGCGGCCACGGGCGCUCGGCUGGCGGCCUGGGGCGCAAGACUGCGUCGCGGAGUCGCUGCCGGCCGGCGGGCCUUGCGCCCCGGUCCCGUGGCGGCGGCAGUGGCCGGCGUGGCCCUGGCAGGAGCAGGAGUGGCAUGGUACCACGGCCGAGUGAAUGUCGCGGCGCCCGAGGGCAGCCUCACCGUCUUCGCCCAGAAAAACACUGACUAUGACGAGAUGAUAGGGAAAUUGUCUCUUCGUAAACAGCGCUUCAUGCAGUUUUCUUCACUGGAAUAUGAAGGAGAAUAUUAUAUGACACCACGAGACUUCCUCUUUUCAGUAAUGUUUGAGCAAAUGGAACGUAAAACUUCAGUCAAGAAGCUGACAAAAAAGGAUAUCGAAGAUGUACUGGCAGGAAUCCAAAAAGCUGGUUGUGGAUCAACGUUUUUUAGAGACCUUGGUGAUAAAGGGUUAAUUUCGUAUCCUGAGUAUCUUUUCUUGCUUACAAUCCUCACUAAACCCCAUACUGGGUUUCAUGUUGCUUUUAAAAUGCUGGAUGCAGAUGGUGAUGAGAUGGUUGAGAAAAAGGAAUUUUUUAAGCUGCAGAAGAUCAUAAGUAAACAAGAUGACUUGAAGACAACAAUAACUAAUGAAACAGAAUGCCAGGAACCAACAGUGAAAGAACCUGAAAUUAACACAACCCUUCAGAUACGUUUCUUUGGAAAAAGAGGAGAAAGAAAACUUCAUUAUAGAGAAUUUCGAAGAUUUAUGGAAAAUUUACAAGCAGAGGUCCAAGAAAUGGAAUUCCUUCAAUUCUCUAAAGGUUUGAGUUUCAUGAGAAAAGAAGACUUUGCAGAGUGGCUACUUUUUUUCACUAACACUGAAAAUAAAGACAUUUAUUGGAAAAAUGUGAGAGAGAAGUUGUCAGCAGGAGAGAGCAUUAGUUUGGAUGAGUUCAAGUCAUUUUGUCAUUUUAUGACCCAUUUGGAAGACUUUGCUAUUGCCAUGCAAAUGUUUAGUUUAGCUCAUCGUCCCGUCAGACUUGCGGAGUUUAAGAGAGCUGUGAAAGUAGCAACAGGACAGGAGCUCUCGAACAACAUUUUGGACACUGUCUUCAAGAUCUUUGAUUUGGAUGGUGAUGAAUGUCUUAGUCAUGAAGAGUUUCUUGGGGUGUUAAAAAACAGGAUGCAUCGAGGCUUAUGGGUACCACAACAACUAAGUGUACAAGAAUACUGGAAAUGUGUGAAAAAAGAAAGCAUUAAAGGAGUAAAAGAAGUCUGGAAACAAGCUGGAAAAGGUCUUUUUUAGAAAAAAGAUAACGUAGGAAUUACCUUGCUCCAAAUGUGAGAGAUUUUUUUUAAGUACUAGAUGUUUAUCUUCUUAAGUCUUCAUUGAUUUCCUUUCUAAUAAUAAAGAUGCCUUGUAUUUGCUUUCUGAUGUGAUAAUUUCUUAAUAAGAUUUUAUUUAAAAACUUAGUAAAAAGAAAGUAUUCUUUUGCAAAAACAAAUAUUGGAUUCUGUCAGAAGGCCUAGGAUUGAAGUAAUGCUUUGUACUUUGAUGAGAUGGAAAACCUGGUUAUUCACUGAUUGCUUAGACAUGCUAGCACAGUAUGCUCUCUGGAAGCGUCAACAAGUGGUUAUGGAAAAAUGUCAUUGAUACACAAGGCUAAUAUCAAUUCUACAAGUCCUGAUGUUCCUAAUAGGACAAAUUAAGUUAAAAACAUUUCAGGUUUUCUCAUCUGUAUCUUAUAUCUGAUAAACUUCUUGUAUAUUCUAUUUCAGUUAGCUAUAUAUUAGUUGUCUUAAAAAAUAACAUGUAAAUUUCAAUAUCCUAUCUGGAAACAGAAUAAAGUAUUUAUAAAGAUA